Sesamum indicum (sesame) is the source of this 1835-nucleotide messenger RNA. Its product is annotated as putative galacturonosyltransferase-like 7. NCBI's taxonomy places the organism in Eukaryota, Viridiplantae, Streptophyta, Magnoliopsida, Lamiales, Pedaliaceae. Gene Ontology annotation, molecular function: glycosyltransferase activity. Gene Ontology annotation, cellular component: Golgi apparatus. The record is from RefSeq and is a predicted model, not a curated record.
AAACCCUUACUAGAAACUCUCUCUCGGUCUCUCUCUCCCCUGUUGGAAGUCACUGGUGAGAAAGAGAGAGAGAGGGGGGGGAGGAGAGUGUGUGUGUGUGUGUGUGUCGACUGUGUGUGACUGCAGCGCACGUCGGCGAAUAUUAAACGCCCAACACCUUCUCUUUGUUCUCCUCAUUUCAAGUUCCUUCUUACGUUCUUGGAGUGAUUCUUAAUUCCUCUCGCAUCACCUGCUUUCUGAUGGGACCUCGCUUGUUUCCUACGGCACGCUGUUAGGGAGAAAGAACUAUCUACAAACGCCAUUGCUCAUUGGGAUUUGGGAUUCAUUUUUAUGGUUUCGUAAAUUUCUCCCGGUGUUGAGUGUGUUGUGUUGUGUGCUGUAUCCGCAUCGCACACUGGCGGACCUCAGAGGGACUCUAGCGUUCCUCCUGUCCGAUCGUUUCGAUUUUAAAUCGAGGAGAAGAAAGCAGAAACUAUUCUACAGAGGGACAAGAAUGCUGUGGAUAAUGAGAUUUUCUGGGUUUUUCUCCGCAGCAAUGGUGAUGGUUAUACUCUCACCUUCUCUUCACUCCUUCCCUCCGGCGGAGGCAAUUAGGUCUGAUUCUCAUCGGAGGCUCUCCAUAUCCGCACAUUCGUUCGACAACUUCUACUUCCGAAAAGCCCCGGUAUUCCGCAAUGCUAAUGAGUGUCGCUUAUCGGAAUUAGAAAAAUCCAGUGUCUGUGAUCCAUCUCUCGUUCAUGUAGCCAUUACGCUAGACGUCGAAUAUCUCCGUGGCUCAAUUGCCGCCGUCCAUUCGAUUCUGCAGCACUCUAAGUGCCCGGAAAGCGUGUUUUUCCAUUUCCUGGUCCCGGAUAUGGGUCUCGAAAGCCUAGUCCGAUCGACUUUCCCUGAGUUAAAGUUCAGAGUUUAUUAUUUCGAUCCGGAAAGAGAGCGGAACCUGAUCUCAAGCUCCGUCAGACUAGCGCUUGAACAGCCGUUAAACUAUGCUCGAAAUUAUUUAGCGGAUCUUCUAGAAACUUGUGUAACAAGAGUUAUCUACUUGGACUCGGAUCUGGUAGUGGUGGACGAUAUAUCAAAGCUCUGGAGUACCAGCUUAGGGGGGAAAACAAUCGGUGCACCGGAGUAUUGCCACGCCAAUUUCACAAAAUAUUUCACUGAACAUUUCUGGUCGGAUUCUAGAUUGUCCGGCGUGUUUGCGGGUCGGAAUCCUUGUUACUUUAAUACGGGCGUGAUGGUGAUGGAUCUGGCUAAGUGGAGGCGGUACGGGUACACGCGGCGGAUAGAGAGAUGGAUGGAAAUACAGAAGACAAGCAUAAGCCGGAUCUACGAGCUGGGUUCCCUGCCGCCGUUUCUACUGGUGUUCGCCGGACACGUGGCGCCCAUCGAGCACAGGUGGAAUCAGCAUGGUUUGGGAGGGGAUAAUGUGUGGGGGAGCUGCAGGGACCUCCAUCCUGGUCCAGUAAGCCUGCUGCACUGGAGCGGCAGCGGCAAGCCCUGGCUUCGGCUCGACUCAAAACGGCCUUGUCCACUCGACUCGUUGUGGGCGCCAUUCGAUUUGUUCGCGCACUCGGCGUGAAAAUUUUUGCUCUCCCCUGUAAUAGCUGUCUUCCGCCGGUAAAUUCCUCCAGUGACCUUUUUUUAAUUAUAUUUGCUCUUUAUUUUCUUCAUUUUUCCUUAUUUGAUUAUAAUUUUUCCCUGUGUUCAAUUAUUAAUUCCAUCUUCAAAACUUUUAUUUCAAUGGUGAUUACUCAUUACAUGGUAUCAAUUUGUACUAGAACUCUAUUGUUCUCUCCCUUUUGAUAAUAAGACUGAAUUAGAGGGAUACUAUUCGUUCA